Toxotes jaculatrix (banded archerfish) is the source of this 6276-nucleotide messenger RNA. RefSeq names its product dynamin binding protein. Gene Ontology annotation, biological process: intracellular signal transduction. The coding region runs from base 322 to 5466 and encodes 1714 amino acids. The record is from RefSeq and is a predicted model, not a curated record. The transcript has 17 exons. Lineage: Eukaryota; Metazoa; Chordata; Actinopteri; Toxotidae. Gene Ontology annotation, cellular component: cytoplasm. Gene Ontology annotation, molecular function: guanyl-nucleotide exchange factor activity; protein binding.
CUGUUUCUAAUGUGAUGACAGCUGAUUGUACCGAGACAGAGCCAGGAUCGCCGUGUCACUUUCCGCUGUCAUCAUGCUUCCCUGACCUCCACGCCGAAAUAAAGCACUUCUUCCCCGGGAGGAGCGAGCGGCACAAUGUCUCCGCGCACAGCUCCAAAGCUGAGGGAAGCGUAGCUGCUGGAGAAGUUGUGUCGAGGAGAGAAAGCAGCUCCGCCACCACAUCACCAGGCUGAAGAAGUUGGAUAUCUUGUCUGACUGGAUCUAACGGCCCGAUCCCACAUUUUCACACAGGACGUUCAACCUUUUUACAGGUUAUGAGUAAUGGAAGCAGGAACGGUGGUGCGUGCCAUAUUUGAGUUUCUUCCCAGCGUCUCUGAGGAGCUGCCCCUCUUCCCCGGUGAUGUCAUUGAGGUGCUCAGUGUCGUGGACGAGUUCUGGUUGCUUGGCAACAAAGAUGGUGUCACAGGUCAGUUCCCCAGCACCUUUGUGGAAGAGGUUACCAUCCCCAGCACCAAACCUGGAGACGGACUUUAUGUAUGCGUCAGUGAUUUCAGCUCAGCAGAGCCGGGCAACCUGUCUUUGAAGAGAGGCGAUGUGGUAGUCGGGGAGGCAGGAGGCUCCAUGGACCUCGGGGAAACAUGGCAGCGUGGUUGUAAUGCCUGGGGCGUCCGUGGUCUCUUCCCCACAUCGUGUGUGAAGGAGCUGAACCUUUCAGGUCGCUCCAGGCAGCUUUCUGAACGCUCAGCUCAGGCCCAGGCUUCAGAGCUCCCACCUUAUGCCCUCGGCCAGGCCCGGGCCCUUAUGAACCUCCAUGCACAGCUUAAUGAGGAGCUGGACUUCCGCGAGGGGGACUUGAUCAUCAUCACAGGCCUGCCUGAGCCAGGCUGGUUCCAGGGAGAGCUGGAGGGGCGCAGGGGGAUCUUCCCAGAGGGGUUUGUGGAGCUCCUUGGUCCCCUUCGAUCUCCACAGGAGCCCGCAGACUGCCAGUAUUUGAACGAUGGCCCUCAACAAGCCAUCUACGAGGACCCUGAUGACGCAGGAGAGGGUACUGAGGAGGAGGGUGCAGAAGAAGGGGAGGUUUUUCUGAGAGAGGAAGAGGAGCAGAAGGAGGAUGUAGCAGAAGAAGAGGAAGAGGAGGAGGGCGGUGUCUAUGGCGUGGCGCUGUACGAGUUUCGGGCCAUGGAGCCAGGUGAGCUGGACUUUGAUGUGGGCGAUCGCAUACGUGUUAUAAGCACUUUGGAAGACGGCUGGCUGGAGGGAGAGCUGAGAGGGGAACGGGGUAUUUUUCCUCAUCGUUUUGUCAAAAUAGAUGGCGACGGGCAGAAAACCGCAGAGGAAACACAUGUUGUUGAACCAGAGGAAGACAAGGAGAACAGCUGUACUUCGGAAUACAGCUCAGAUCAUUUAUGUACCAAUGGGUCACAGAAUGAUCCUGAGUGGAGAACGUAUGAGGACCAUACUGUGUGGGACCUGGAUUACUUUGAGAGGACUGAGGAGCAGAGGUGGCAAAGUGAAAACAAAAGUGGAGGGGCUCAGACUAACAGAGAACAGAGGGAAGUGGGUAGCAGGCCUGACUCUCAGCCACGUAGACCUGUUGCCCCGGCACAAAGAGGGCCCGAGAGACCCAAAUCCACUCCCCCAGCAAGGCCCAGACUCCCACCUCGGCCUAGCCUGCCUGCACGUAGCCAUAGGCACCAUGGCCCAUCUUCUGGCUCAAAUCGCACUAACCAUACUAAUGGUAGCACUCGACUGUUACAGCCCAAACUAACUCAUAGCUUAACCCUCCCUAGCUCUCAGUCUAGUUGGUCUAAAGACAGCAGAUACUACCAGAGGCCACCAGCUGAUGUUGCCAUCACCAAUAACAGAAGUGCCAGCCUUGGCCAGGCAUUAAUUAACCUUGUCGAAGGCCAUAAACAGAAGAAGCUAACUCGCCAUGCCAGCGUCAGUGAUGCUGAUAUGAUGAUGGGAAGUACUGAGACACGGACACGUUCCCAGCAGCGUGGCUCCAAUGGGAUAAUGCCAGCAUCCAUCACCUUAGAUUCCCUGGCAGCCUCAGCCAGUGACUUGGAGACCAAACUGUCUCAGCAGCUUUUUGAAUUUGAGAAAAGCUUGACUACUUCGUACAGUGACACUAACAUGAGUUCUGGUGCUUCAAGGGACAUGUUGUCUGUAGGUGACCCGAGCCAGCAAUCCCAUAUCUCACGACACUUUUCUAUUCUGGAGUAUAGCGAUGAAAGUGAUAUUAUCCGAGGCUCCUCGCAUUCUCCUGUGUCCCACCUCUUGCAGUCGAACUCUGCUUCUUCCUCACUGGAGAGGCGCAGGACCCUCCGCCCUCCUCCUCCUCGUCCUAGAGUCCUUCGUCCCCCAGCCCCAGCUCCAUACAAACCGGCCCGCCCUGCUCCACGUCCCCCUCCUCGCUGCCCGAGACAAAAUACUGCUCCUCCAACCAGCAACCCCAUCUUCUACACCCCCGACGAACCAGCUGUAAACCUUCUCGACCAAAUAACGGAAGGGCAGCCUGAGUUUGGUGACCUCGCAGCUGCCCAGGAACAUGAAAUCCAGAGCCAGCUGGAAGCAGAGAAAGAGUUAGAGAGAGAAAUGGAGUUGGAGAGCCAGAGACAGAGGGAAGAAGAGGAGAGGUACCAGCUGUUGCUACGGCUACAAGAGGUGGAGCAUGACAUGGAAGCAUAUGCGCACACAGCAGAGGAACUCAGGGCCAUGUUGGAGGAGGAGGAGGAGGAGACAGCCCGCAUGCAAGCCAUGGAGAAUCUGGAGUUCUGCAACUACACUCUGGAGACACUGGCCCUGGAACAGCAGCAGCUCCAAGAAAUGACACUCCUGUCGACACAACCCAAACCCCUGGACUCCACCCCAACGUCGGACUCUACCCCCACCGCUGGCACGGGCGCCACCGAGGACCCGGAGCUGAGGAUGCUGGAGAAGAGAUCGAAGGUCAUCGAGGAGCUACUGCAGACAGAGAAGGACUACAUCAAAGACCUGCAGAUGUGUGACAUUGAAAUCAUCAGGCCGCUGCAGAAGAAGCAGGUGAAGAACGUGGACUUUGAGGGGCUCUUUGGCAACAUCAGCUCUGUGAUGGACUUGUCACAGCGCCUGUUGGAAUCACUGCAGGAGACAGACUCUAUUGGAAAUGUAUUUCUGGACUUCAAAACCGAGCUGGAGGAGGUUUACAAGAUCUACUGCCAGAACCAUGAUGAUGCCAUCUCUCUGCUGGAGAGCUACGAGAAAGACGAAAACAUCCAGCAGCACGUCUUGGAGUGUCUGGAGCGACUGAGGGCCAUAUAUCGAGAGUGGGGUAAAACAAAUUACAUCAACCUCGGCUCUUUCCUGAUCAAGCCGGUGCAGCGGGUGAUGCGUUACCCACUGUUGCUGAUGGAGCUGCUGGGGGCCACACCAGAGAGCCACCACGACCGCCCCCAGCUGACUCAGGCUCUGCAAGCCGUCAAGGAGAUCAACGUAAACAUCAACGAAUACAAGCGCAGGAAGGACCUCGUGGUGAAGUACAGGAAGGGGGAUGAGGACACAUUCAUUGACAAGAUCUCUAAGCUGAGCAUGCACUCCAUUAUCAAAAAAUCCAACCGAGUCAGCAGCCACCUCAAGCACCUCACAGGAAUUUCACCCCAGAUUAAAGAUGAGGCAUUUGACGAGGCGGAGAAGAAGUUCAGGCUGCAGGAGAGACUGAUCAAGUCUUUUAUCAGGGACAUUUCCUUGUACCUGCAACAUAUCAGGGAAUCAGCAUCGGUGAAGGUCUUGGCAGCCAUCAGUUUCUGUGACAUCUACACAGAGCGCAGUGUGCUGGACCCCGAGCGCUUCCAGAGAGCUCACCGCUGCAUCAGCGACAAACAGUUUACACAAUUUAAGGAGCGCACAGAGGCCUUAGUCAUCAACCCGCUCACCCAGCUCCUCCUCAUGUUCGCUGGGCCUCACAAACUCAUCCAAAAGCGCUUUGACAAGCUGCUGGACUACGACAACUGCAAGGAGCGAGCCGACCGCCUCAAGGACCGCCGAGUACAGGAGGAGCUGCAGGUGGCUCGCAACAACUACGAGGCGCUCAACGCCCAGCUUCUCGAUGAGCUCCCCAAGUUCCACAGCGCAGCAGAGGAAUUGUUUACGGGCUGCGUGAGGGCCUUCGCUCAAGCUCAGAAGGACUUCAUGAAGACGACACUGGGAGAACUGAAGCCUCUUCUACAGGUUUUUUCUAACAAAGUUGGCACAGAGGGAAACCUCGUUGCACAGUUCCAAGAAGAGUACGCUCGAGUUCUCCAGCUUCUGCAGAGCUUUAGCUUCUGCCCGGAGAACCUGCCUCCAGCCACCACCACCACAAAAAAGCCCUUUGAGAAGAAGACUCUGGAGAAGCAGACCUCUAAAAAGCAGCUGCAGGGAGCUCCAAACUUCAUCAUGCAGACAGAGGAGCACCGUGCUGGACUUCUGGUACGAUACGGCCCUGAGAAACUUUUCCAGGCUGAGCGGAACUUUAAUGCUGCCCAGGAUCUGGAUGUCUCUAUACAAGAGGGAGAUCUUGUGGGUGUAAUCAAGCAGCAGGACCCCAUGGGUAGCCACAACCGAUGGCUAAUUGAUAAUGGAGUCACCAAAGGUUUUGUGUACAGCUCCUUCCUCAAACCUUACAACCCACGUAGAAGCCAGUCAGACGUUUCCAUCGAGAGCCAAUCAUCCAAUGAGUCAGGCUACGGGGGCUCCUCCCCUGUCUUCUCCCGCCAGAACAGCAACAGCACGCUGACCUUUAACCAGGAAACAGCCACCGUCAGCUUUUCCACAUCGCAGCCCCAGAGCCAUUCGUCGCCACACCCGUCGCUGGACUCGGCCUCAUCUCGCAGGAGUCACCACAGAGACGCAACCUUUGACUCUGCCAGUCAAAGCAACUCCAUAAACUCCUCACCCCGAAAUCGCUCAAACCGAAGGGAAUUUUCAGAUCAAACACUCAGAAACUCCCCUAGUCACAGAGACACUGAACCUUCAUACCGACACUCAGGCAAUCACAGAGACUCGUAUGACACGAGUUAUGCAAGUUCGAGCAGCCACAAGGAGAUGUCAGACCUCUCGGAGACGGACUCUUCUUCUUCCCACAGAAACAAUCACUCACAGCGGUAUGGACACACAGAUAAAUCCUAUAGUUCAUACCAGUGGAGAAAUGGAGAUAAUGGUGGCCAAAAGAAGUCUACUUACUCCAGAGAUGAGUACAUUGAGCCGGAGCCAGAACCAGAACCGGAGCCGGAGCAUGAGAGUGAAUUGGAUGGUCAUCAGAUUUACUACGCCCUCUACUCCUUCAAUGCCCGUUGCGCCAAUGAACUGAGCAUCUCAGCCAAUCAGCGGCUGCGGAUACUGGAGUUCCAGGACAUGAAUGGCAACAGCGAGUGGUGGCUGGGGGAGGCCGGAGGCCGACGAGGUUACGUGCCUUCCAACUACAUCCGCAAGUCAGAAUAUACAUGAACAUGUGGAUGAUACCUGAGACUGCACUUUGACCUUAAGAAGGAUCACUCAGCGAGCAGACAGAACAAAAGACAAACAAGCAUGUUUGCGCGGUGACUUAUUUUUCAUGUUAUCAUGGAGUUUGAUAGUGAGAGGGACUGACUUGCUGCUGACUCACCUCCUGAAAGUUUUCACUAUAUGCCUAUAUUUAUAGACUUUUUAAGAUUUUUUUUUUUACUUAUUGGAAACUGCACCCUACCCCCUCUUGUUUCCAGUGAAAAACCUGUGAAUUGCACCAGAUUUUUUUUUUAUUUACUCUGGAGCUGAAGACAAUGAGUUGUAUGUUUAAGAGCGCAGUCUUUAAGGUUAGCACAUUGGGAGAUUGCGAUGGAAAUGUGAAGGUUUUGGGUUCAAAUUACUUCCUAUAAAACAAACAUCAAGUGAUAUGUGCACAGACUGACCUAAACACUGUGUUAAUGACUUUUUUUUCUUCAUGUGGUUUAUUACAUUACUAGAAUGAUGCAUGAAUAUUAGGUGCAUUUACACCAUACUGUUAAACAAUCAAAGUUUGAGGCACUUACGAUGAUUAUCCACUGGUUACGAGUUUGAAGUGUCUGUGGAGCCAUCAACAUGAAGUUGCAGUGUUGUAUAAUAUUAAUAUUGACUAUUUGAAAUAAGACCAAGGACAAAGUUGAGUGGCAUAUGAAAUACAGUUUACAAGAACUUCCCUUGAACUUUCUGAAUAAAUUUUUAACUGGGUUGAUACUGUGUAAACAGAUGAUGACCCAUUUUACCUGCAAGAAGAGGUUAACGGGGGAGACAGGGAGAGAG